Anolis sagrei ordinatus is the source of this 3649-nucleotide messenger RNA. It is a transcript of the gene ODAD2, whose product is annotated as outer dynein arm docking complex subunit 2. The record is from RefSeq and is a predicted model, not a curated record. NCBI's taxonomy places the organism in Eukaryota, Metazoa, Chordata, Lepidosauria, Squamata, Anolidae. Gene Ontology annotation, molecular function: protein binding.
GGCUGGAAGAAGGGCUUGGUGAGGGUCUCCCUCCUUCCCCUCCUCUCUCUCUCAGGUGGGGCUCUUCCCUUUCUGCCCAGAACAAAACAGCUCAACGCUUAGCCCGCCUAAGACUACAACCCUCGGAUGAGGCCUUACCAUGGGAGUAGCACUGACAAGAGCAGCUCAGUGGACUGCUGCUGGUUCUGGAACCGGAAGACUUGAAAUCACACCGCUGAACGAAUCUCUCUUGAAUGAAAUCAUAAAGUUUACAGAAAGCUUUAGCAGCAAACAUCCCCAAGAAGCUGCCUUUGUCUUUAAGGAGCCACUUCAAUGGCAGACAAAGCUAGAGCUGUCAGCAUUUGAGUCUGGCUAUGAAGUCAGUGAAAAAAUGGUUCAGUCUCAAGAAAGAGACAAAGAUGGGCAGCCCCUGCUCCUGGUUAAAGGAUCAACUAUCAGCGUCCGCACAUUUGGGCAGCUCUCUCGUUUACUGCGUGUGGCCGCAGAGAAGAAGCUAAAAGAAGCACAGGCCUGCCUUGAAGCCAAUAGGGAUCCCAUUGUGAAUAUUCUUGGCCCUGGCUAUGGGACGAUUGAAGGAGAGGACCUGUCCAUGCUUCGUUUAUUAGACAAAGUGAAAAAAGAUGAGGCACCUGAUAAUGAAAUGAAAAUGAAGAUUUCCCUACUCCUUCAGCAACUGGAUAUGCAGCUCCUCAACAGUUCUUUAAAACAGAUUUCGCAGGAAGUGAGGUUAACCCCAGCUGCUGUGAAAAAUGAAAUAGAGCUGCUUAAACGUUUCUCUGGAGCAAAAGAAGAUGCUGUUCUUGAAUCACUGGAAUAUACAUCAGACUAUGAAUUUGCCAAUGGAUGCCGUGCCCCACCUUGGAGACAGGUCCAUGGGGAAAUUUGCUAUUUGACCAUCAAACCAUUUGACACAGAUCGUAUGUUUGUCACUUGCAGCACAGCUGGAGUAUUUUUAAAUGGAGGACGGGAAAAAGAGAGGGAUGAAAUAAAUUAUGAGAGACAGAGUGACAUAUAUAAAGACCUUGUCUCAUUUUUAAGAGAAAGAUCAGCACUGUUUGUAGAGAAUAUGGCUAAACAGAAAUAUACUUUUUUUGAUGAACCAAAGCGUGAAAAAUAUUAUCGACAUAUGGAAGCAGUUGAGGCAGAAGAGUAUGGCCAAACCCAAAAGUUAUACGACUAUGGAGAAAAGAAUGUGAUGGAGAAGCCUAAGAGCCCUCUUGCAAAAACCAAGUCUACAGAAAGCAAGAAAUUAGAACCGUCUCUUAAGUGGAAAACUAUGCCAGGAUCCCGAGAGGAGAAGGCAGCAAAGAAAGAAAGGGAAGAAAAGGAAAGCAAACCUGCUCCUCCUGAUGGCAAGAGAAAAUCCGCUGCAACACCCGGUGGCUCAGUCAAAGGGAAAUCUUCAUUAAAGCCGGAAGAUGAAGUUGAAAGUUCUUCAGAAAGUGAAGAAGAUGAAGAACAACCAGAUCGCCACCAGGAAAUCAAUACAGACUUGCCUUCCGAAUACUGGCAAAUUCAAAAAUUAGUGAAAUAUAUAAAGGCAGGUAACCAGACAGCUACAGUAAUUGCACUGUGCUCAAUGAGAGAUUUCAACUUGUCUCAAGAAACAUGUCAGCUGGCGAUUAGAGAUGUCGGGGGGCUUGAAGUGCUGAUUAAUUUGCUUGACACUGAAGAAAUCAAAUGUAAGAUUGGUUCAUUAAAAAUCCUGAAGGAAAUUAGCCAGAAUUCUCAGAUCAGACGUACAAUUGCUGACCUUGGAGGAUUGCAGAUCAUGGUGAAGAUACUUGAUUCUGUAGAUCAGGAUUUGAAAUGUUUGGCUGCCGAAACAAUAGCUAAUGUGGCCAGAUUCAGGCGAGCACGAAGAACAGUCCGAGAACAUGGUGGAAUUAAAAAGCUUGUUGGGCUGUUGGACUGUUCAGCAAUAGGAUCAGCGAGUCCCACUCAGGGAAAGGAAAUUGAAGUAGCACGCUGUGGGGCUUUGGCACUCUGGAGCUGCAGCAAAAGUGCCAAGAAUAAAGAAGCAAUACGUAAGGCUGGAGGCAUCCCCCUCCUGGCUCAGCUGCUCAAAUCUCCCCAUUCCAAUAUGUUAAUACCUGUGGUAGGAACUUUGCAAGAGUGUGCAUCUGAGCCCAAAUACAGAGCUGCGAUCAAACAGGAGAGGAUGAUUGAGAACCUGGUAAAAAAUCUGAAUAGUGACAAAGAAGAACUUCAAAUGCAUUGUGCCAGUGCGAUCUUUAAGUGUGCUGAAGAUCAAGAAACACGCGAUCUUGUUAGGCAGCAUGGAGGCCUAAAACCUCUUGCUGCUUUACUUGCUAAAUCUGAGAAUAAAGAACUUCUGGCAGCAGUGACAGGGGCAAUCUGGAAAUGUGCAAUCAGCAAAGAAAAUGUGACCAAAUUCCGGGAGUACAAAGCUAUAGAAACUUUGGUUGGGCUGCUGACAGAUCAACCGGAGGAAGUUCUUGUGAAUGUUGUUGGAGCUCUUGGUGAAUGUUGCCAAGAACAAGCUAAUCGGAGCAUUAUACGGAGAUGUGGUGGAAUCCCAUCCCUUGUUGCUCUACUCACAGGAACCAACCAGGCUCUUCUUGUUAAUGUUAACAAAGCGGUGGGAUCGUGUGCAACAGAACCUGAAAAUAUGGCGAUAAUUGAUCGCUUGGAUGGUGUUCGUCUGUUAUGGUCGUUAUUGAAAAACCCUCAUCCAGAUGUCCAGGCAAGUGCAGCUUGGGCUAUCUGUCCUUGUAUUGAAAAUGCAAAGGAUGCUGGUGAAAUGGUCCGUUCAUUUGUAGGUGGUUUGGAACUGAUUGUGAAUUUAUUAAAAUCAGACAAUAAAGAAGUCCUGGCUAGUGUGUGUGCGGCAAUUACCAACAUAGCAAAAGAUGAAGAGAACCUAGCAGUUAUAACAGAUCACGGUGUUGUCCCUUUGUUGUCCAAACUAGCAAAUACAAACAAUGACAAACUAAGACGUCAUCUAGCUGAUGCCAUUUCUCGCUGUUGUAUGUGGGGAAGCAAUAGAGUUGCCUUUGGCAACACCAAAGCCGUUGCUCCUUUGGUUCGUUACCUAAAGUCAAGUGACCCAGCCGUUCAUCGAGCUACUGCUCAAGCCCUCUAUCAACUGUCAGAAGAUAUAAACAAUUGCAUUACUAUGCACGAAAAUGGAGUGGUAAAGCUUCUGCUGGGUAUGGCAGGCUCUACGGAUGAAACGCUUCAGGAAGCAGCAGCUGGUUGCAUAGCAAACAUCCGCAGGCUGGCUCUCGCUACAGAGAAGGCAAAGUACGGCUGAAACUCCACGCAGUUUGUACCAGCUCCUAAGAGGCUUUCUCUUUCAUAGGGUCCCGUGCUAGUUCAGAGGGGUCAAACUCUGAACCGAAAUGCUGCAGAGAUAUUUUAAGCAUUGCAACAUUUUUACAGGUAAUGUAUACCUGUCGAAAAGUAAUAACAAUAGAAGUGCGAGUUAACCAAAGAGUACAUUUUACAUUUAUUUUACUCAUACAUUUACGGGUGUAUUUUAAAAGGAUCAAUAUUUACCUCAUUGAAAGCUUUAGCUGUGAAUACUCAAAAGAAGCAACAUUGCAACUUUAACAACUUGGCAUUUCCAUGUCCUCCUGAAAUACAUUUUUGUAUGUUAAAGGCAUAUAAUAAAUCUAUUUUCCAU